AUGGAGCCGAGGAGCAAGGCAGUAGAUAAGAUAGAAGCCGACCACAUCGUCUUCUCAAUAUCUCACGACUGCGUCUUCUUCAUCUCUUGCGCCGAUAGAUUCAAUUCUGGGAACACCAUCCCACCCCAGGAAAGGGAAAGUGAGAUGGCAGCGACAGGCCAUUGUAUGGCUCAUUUUAUGGAACUUGCAGACUCUUCUACCAAAUGCAACAUCAUAUUAGGUGCAACCAGACACACGGUCUACACCCACACCCAAAGAUAUAAUCAUUUUUGUUCGCUAUCAAUGAACGGUUGCCAAGCUCGAGACCCAAGAGGUCCUGUCGGGAUGACUGAAACUCGGACUUUUCCGUCUGUAUCAACACCUGCCAUGGCAAUGGAACGACUCAGUUCUGUGAUUACUGAGUUGGGGUCCCACCCGCCGGUGUUCAGGUCCGGAAUAUUACGGCUGGAGGUUCCAAUCGAACAGCAAAUCGAAGCAAUCGACUGGUUACGCGCUCAGCAACAAUUCCAGCAUCUCCCUCUAUGUUUCUUCUCGGGUAGAAGUAGAAAGCAAAGAAGAAUCAAUGGCUAUGGCUAUCCUUCUCCUUCUCAUUCUUUAUUUGAUUACGACGACACCAGCGAUCACGAUUCCUCUCCCCUCAGCGUUGCUGGUUUCGGUUCUGCUGUCUUCUUUCGCCAUUUCAGUCCUUUCUCACUCCAUGAUUGGCGAUCUAUCAAGAGGUUCCUCUCUAAGAAGUGUUCAAUGAUCCGUGCUUAUGGGGCUAUCCGUUUUGAUGCCUUGGCUAAUAUAUCGUCUGAAUGGGAAGCUUUUGGGUCAUUCUUUUUCAUGAUUCCACAGGUUGAGUUUAAUGAAUUUGAAGGAAGUUCAAUGCUAGUGACUACUAUUGCCUGGGAUGAAUCCCUUUCAUGGACAUUUGGGAAGGCAAUACAUGCACUUCAGGCCACCAUGAGACAGGUAUCCUGUAAUAUUGUAAAGUUACGAAAAGAGGUUCCUAAUACAUCCAUUUUAAGCAGCAAUAAUGUUCCAAGUAAGAAAGUAUGGGAUUAUGGGGUUAACAGAGCAUUGCAGAUGAUAAACAAAAACAACUCCAACUCACCCCUUAUCAAGGUGGUGCUUGCACGUAGCAGUAUAAUCAGAACCUCCCCUGAUAUUGAUCCUCUGACAUGGUUGGCAACUUUACAGGUUGAAGGAGAAAAUGCUUACCAGUUUUGUCUUCAGCCUCCUGAUGCACCAUCGUUUAUCGGGAACACUCCAGAACAAUUAUUUCAUCGGAAUAAAUUCGACAUUUACAGCGAAGCCAUGGCUGGAACCCGAGCUAGAGGUGACUCAAAGGCCCUUGAUCUGCAGAUAGCAUUAGAUUUACUUUCCAGCUCUAAGGAUGACAAGGAGUUUUCUAUAGUGCGGGAGUGCAUAAGAAGAAAAUUAGAGUCAGUAUGUACGACAAUAUUGGUUGAACCGGAGAAAACCAUACGGAAGCUACCUAGAGUACAACAUCUUUAUGCUCGAUUAAGAGGCAGAUUAAGAAGUCAAGAUGAUGAGUUUGAUAUUUUGUCUUCACUUCAUCCAACUCCAGCUGUAUGUGGAUUCCCUACUGAGGAGGCACGUCUUCUCAUAGCAGAAACUGAAAUGUUUGACCGAGGAAUGUAUGCUGGCCCAGUUGGUUGGUUUGGAGGAAGAGAGAGUGAGUUUGCUGUUGGUAUAAGGUCCGCCUUGGUUCAAAAGGGGGUUGGGGCAUUAAUAUAUGCUGGGACUGGGAUAGUGGAAGGAAGUAAUUCAUCACAGGAGUGGGAUGAACUUGAACUCAAGACAUCUCAGUUCACGAAGCUGAUGAAGCUGGAGGUGGCCUCUAUCAAUACAAAGAAGGCUAUGUUAUCUGAAAUGUAAAACUACUUACUGUAAAGAUUCCACUUAAUGGGAUUGACCAUGCCUGUCUUCAUUCAUUCAUUCAUAAUUCAUUUGGUUAAGGAGGCAAUUGCAAAUGCCUAGGAAGAUUAUUUUGAUGAAGAUACACCCACCCCAUCUUCUCAAUUCUCAUCCAAUCGAUUUCAGGUAGAUAGCCUUGUUUUCUGGUUUCUUUUUGUUUAUAUUCAUCAUUAUUUGGGUGUGAAAAAUCCUGCUUCAGUUAAUACAUCACCACUUGUAUAUUAUUAAGCAAUAUUUCUUUAAUAGAUUAAAGCUAACACUGCAUUUUCUAUAACCACCCUCCCUUUAAUAUAUACUUAAUUCUUUUAACAAUUAAAUGUUAACUCUUACUUCUAGGCAGAAACUUAUGUUGGCUUUCAAACCCUUCAAGUGGCGCCUAACAAUAUUUUAUUUGUUAUUUAAUUUAAUUCUGCAUAGGUCUGUCCCUACCUUUAAUAGGUGGGGACCCUCUUUGAGAUAUAAACAAAGCGAAUCAAUGGAAAGACCUAACUUAUUUUGCCAUUAAACUUACUUAUAUAAUGAAAUUAGAAAUAAAUAAAUAAUUGAUGUUAGAAAAUAGGGAAAGUAUAUAAGUUAGAACUUGGAUAAUUUCGAUGAUCAUGUGGAAAAUAUUUUCCAAAAUCUUUGAUUUUUAUCCUAUUACAUGGGGUAUCACAAAACCAGAUUUGGGAUAAUCCAAGAAAAUAACAAUUUAGAUUUCAGGCAUGUUUUAGAUUCAAAAACACAAAAAUACCUUAUUGUUUUGUUGUUGUUGUGUUCUUGAGACAAAUUGUAGAAAAAUGUAAUAUGUGAAAAAGUAUGUUUUGCAACAAAACUAACAAUUGUAUACACCCAAUGGUAGUUAAGUUCGGUUAUGAUUUUGGAGGGAAAGUUGCAUUUGUUCCAGCUAGUUGUGAUGGUUGUUUUGGUGGGACCACUGAAAAGUCUUUAAAUUAUUUUACAUAUUUAUAGAAUUAAAAUGAAGGUCUACAAAAAGAUGACAUGUUCCAUUUAUCGGCAAUUGAUGAAAAACCGAUACAAAAUCUCAUGAACAUUUAUCGUAGAGGUCUUAUUAUUUAUCUAUAAUAUAUUUGUUCAACUUUAAUCAUAUCACGUGGUGACAGAAAGAAGCCAUUUUAUGAUUUUGUUUAAGACCCUAAGUUUAAAAUGUUACAAAUCAACCUCAAACUUAUUAACAUGGCACAUAACAACCAUACAAUAUUUUCCACAUCUUGAAUAUAAUGGCUCACGUCAUUAUUGUAAGCCAUGAUCUUUUAAUGGUAAUGCAACAUUUGUGAGGCAUAGACAUUUCCAAGGCCACAACUUUAUGGUUGACUUUCUAUCAACAUCAAAAUUAAUCAAGACAUUUGACUUUAAAAGGUUGAACAUGCUCAAUAAAAUCACAAAGAUUCCCAUGCAAAUAAUUCAUUUUUCAUAGUAUUAGUUUUCUUGUUUUUGGAUUUUAGCAUGUUUAGAAAACGAAAAUAGAAGAAAAAGAAAAAUAUACAUAAAAAAAUUGUUGUAUAGAAUCAAAGAAUGGGAGAGAAGGAAAAAUGGCAAGACAACCGCAAG
Molecule: messenger RNA, 3474 nt
Organism: Lactuca saligna
Lineage: Eukaryota; Viridiplantae; Streptophyta; Magnoliopsida; Asterales; Asteraceae
Source: the annotation of a GenBank genome assembly